AUGAAGCUUGUAAGUAUGCUAGCAGGAAUGCUGGCUGUCGCGACACUCAUGUGUUCGGGCAACUUGUGUAUCAGCGCAUCUAAGCAAGAUGGUGCUAUCCUGUACAGCAGUACGACCGUUACAUUACUCAUUGAAGUCCUCAAGCUGGUGAUUGUACUCAGUGCGAUCGUCUUGACGGAGACACCGCCACCUGCCCACUUUGUGCCGCUCGAGGUCUUUUACUACGCCAUUCCUUCAUUCCUUUACACUAUUGACAAUAAUCUCAACUACAUCAUCUUGCGCUUCAUGGAUGCUGCCACUCUCUCUGUGCUUUGGAAUCUCAAGAUUGUAGUCACAGCCAUUCUCUUCCGCUUUGUGCUCAAGCAUCCACUGUCUGAGCUGCGAAAAAUCGCCAUUGUGUUGCUUGUGGUAGGUGUGCUCACAAGCGAGUCGAGUCAUCUGCGGGAGACGAAACACACAAUGGCUACAGAGAAUAGCAGUGAUAAUGGCAGCGUGAACGGGAUGCAGUCCAUGGAAGACAUUGUUGCAGCUAAAAGUGCCCAGGACUUACUUACUGGUGUGUUACUAGUGUUGAUGGGUAUCACCUUUUCAUCAUGUGCUAGUGUCUUUACAGAGUGGGCUUUCAAACGAAAGUCAAACUGUUCGUUUCUAUGGCAAAAUAUGCAGAUGUACAUCUUUGGCAUCAUCUUUAAUACUGCUGGAGUUUUACUAGUGGAAGGUGAUGAAAUUUACUCCAAGGGCUUUUUCCAUGACUACAACAACUGGACAAUAGCCGUAGUGGCUGUGAACAGUAUUGGCGGCAUUGGAAUGGGCUUUAUUCUCAAGUACAUGGAUAAUAUUGCUUGUGUUUAUUCUCAUUCCAUGGCAAUGAUGCUCACGAUGCUCUUUUCAAUGCUCUUCUUCUCUUUCUCACCGUCACUUGAAUUUGGCUGUGGACUCACGGUGCUCAUUAUCUCAAUGUAUAUCUACCACCAUCCACUGGCCAAUGCUGAUACGAUUCCAUCAACGAAGGGUGUAACCGAGUCAUGUGAUUCAGCCUCCGACUCGUGUUCGACGGAGUUAGGCAGGCCUACGAAACACAAUGAGAAGAAGCGUGUCACGUUUGAUCUGCGUCAAAAUGAUGACUUUGACGAUUCAGCUACAUCCUCCAUCACGAUCACUUCUAGUGGCUCGUUAUCAUCCAAGACACCAAAAAUACCAAUGCGUGGACUUCAGCUCAAGAAGACACAGUACUCGAUCCUUCCAGGCGAGUCAGAGAACUUGCCAAGCACUCGAGCCAAUGUAAAAACAAUGGACUUGUCACUUCAUACCAGUAACGAAACGCACACAUGA
Peronospora belbahrii is the source of this 1332-nucleotide messenger RNA. The record is from the annotation of a GenBank genome assembly. Lineage: Eukaryota; Oomycota; Peronosporomycetes; Peronosporales; Peronosporaceae.